AUGAAUCACUAUACGCAUACUCCCCACGAUCUCCUAUUUCCUUGCCCAUCCCUGGAAUCGUUUAAAAUGGCCAACACUCCACAUGGCGGCAUCCUCAAGGACCUUCACAUCAGGGAUGCGGCUCUACAAAAGGAGCUCCUCGAAGAGUCGGAGAAGCUCCCAGACUUGAUCUUGACCGAGCGUCAACUCUGUGAUCUUGAACUCAUUUUGAACGGAGGUUUCAGUCCUCUCGAGGGGUUCCUUAACGAGGAGGACUACAAGUCCGUCGUCGAUACUCUCCGUCUCAAGUCUGGAGUCCUUUUCCCCAUCCCAGUCAACUUUGAUGUCUCCAAAGAGGACAUCGAGCGACUUGGAAUCAAGACUGGUACACGUCUUGCCCUUCGUGAUCCCCGAGACGACAAUGCCCUCGCUAUCCUGACGGUUGAGGAUAUUUAUACUCCCAACAAAGUUAUCGAGGCUGAAAAAGUAUUUGGAGCCGAUGAUCCCGCUCAUCCUGCCGUGUCCUACCUGAGGAAUAAAACCAAGGAAUUUUACUUGGGAGGCAAAGUUCAGGCUAUCCAACCUCCCACCUACUUUGACUACGUUGCACUCCGAUAUACCCCAACAGAACUCCGGACCCACUUCAAGAAACUUGCCUGGCGCAAAGUUGUUGCUUUCCAAACUCGUAACCCAAUGCACAGGGCGCACCGAGAGCUCACUGUCCGUGCUGCUCGACAACGGCAGGCCAACGUGCUCAUUCACCCCGUCGUCGGUCUCACCAAGCCCGGUGACGUAGACCACUAUACCCGAGUCCGAGUAUACCAAGCUCUGAUGCCUAAAUACCCCAACGGAAUGGCCACUCUUGCUCUUCUCCCUCUCGCUAUGCGUAUGGCUGGACCUCGUGAGGCGGUCUGGCAUGCAAUCAUCCGAAAGAAUUUUGGUGCGACACAUUUCAUUGUUGGCCGUGACCAUGCCGGUCCUGGCAAGAACUCCAAGGGCGUGGACUUUUACGGGCCGUACGAUGCCCAAGAGCUCGUCACGAAAUACAAGGAGGAGCUAAACAUCGAGAUGGUUCCCUUCCAACAAAUGACUUAUCUCCCGUCGUCGGAUGAGUAUAUGCCUGUCGACGAAGUCCCCAAGGGCACCCAAACUCUGGAUAUCAGUGGAACUGAGCUUCGAAAACGUCUCAGGACUGGGGCUCCUAUCCCCGACUGGUUCAGCUAUGAAGCUGUUGUUAAAACACUACGUGAAUCCUACCCCCCUCGAACUAAGCAAGGCUUCGUUUUGUUCUUGACCGGACACCACAACUCUGGUCGAUCAGCUAUCGCACGGGCCUUGCAAGUCACUCUCAACCAGCAGGGAGGACGAAGCGUCUCCUUGUUGCUCGGCGAGACAGUCCGUGCUGAACUCUCUUCGGAACUCGGAUUCACACCCGAAGAUCGUCACAAGAACAUCCAGCGUAUUGCAUUUGUUUCUGCCGAACUCUCCCGAGCGGGGGCUGCUGUUAUUGCUGCUCCGAUUGCCCCGUAUAACCACUCCCGCAAAGCCGCUCGUGAUCACGUAGUAAGCACCGCAGGUGCUGGCGGAAACUUCUUCCUUGUCCAUGUCGCGACGCCUCUCGAGCACUGUGAGGCAACGGACCGUCAGGGAGUCUUUAAGCGGGCACGAGCAGGCGAGAUUAAAGGUUUCACUGGUGUCGAUGAUCCAUAUGAAGAGCCCACCGACGCUGAUAUUACCGUCGACACGACUACCCAGACCAUUCCUGAGAUUGUUCACAGUAUUGUGCUCCUGUUGGAGACUAACGGACUGCUUUAG
Rhizoctonia solani is the source of this 1794-nucleotide messenger RNA. RefSeq names its product sulfate adenylyltransferase. NCBI's taxonomy places the organism in Eukaryota, Fungi, Basidiomycota, Agaricomycetes, Cantharellales, Ceratobasidiaceae. The record is from RefSeq and is a predicted model, not a curated record. Bases 1 to 1794 code for a protein of 597 amino acids. Gene Ontology annotation, biological process: sulfur amino acid metabolic process. Gene Ontology annotation, molecular function: ATP binding; sulfate adenylyltransferase (ATP) activity; adenylylsulfate kinase activity. Gene Ontology annotation, cellular component: cytoplasm. The transcript has 11 exons.